AUGACUAAGCCAACUGGUCCAACCGCGUCAGAGGCCGAGUCCAAGUCCAUUGAACCAGCCAAGACCGGGCUGGAGCCUGGCCAGAGCAACGUCAGUGAUGCUCUGCCACUGCUAAGCCCCAUGCGCUCUGCUCCCCACCACAGCGUCACCAUCUCUCUCGCCCAUGCAUCGCUCGCCUUUCCGCAACCCAAACGCAGCUCCCCCAGAUCAGACGCAUACACUGCCGCGGCCGACUUAGCUGGGACCACGGAGCUGUAUAAUUUCCAGACCGACCUGCAGACCGCAUCCCGAGACCUGCCUCUGCCCCUCACGACCAGGCGCAACAGCACCGUCCCGCAGUGCCGAGCUUAG
Clonostachys rhizophaga is the source of this 351-nucleotide messenger RNA. NCBI's taxonomy places the organism in Eukaryota, Fungi, Ascomycota, Sordariomycetes, Hypocreales, Bionectriaceae. The record is from the annotation of a GenBank genome assembly.